AUAACAUAUGCAUUACAAAGAAAUACUUCAUUUGUAUAAAGUGUUUGUCAUUCGCGAAACAAAAGGAUCAUAAAAUAGUACCAAAUAAUUGCUGCAAAAAAGUCUACAAUUGUUUUCAAAAAAAUCCUAUAAAAUCGAUAUAUAAUACAAAUAAUUGUGCCGAAAAUGUCGAUGCAAUUCACGGACAGCAGCUCCUACAUCAACCAAUCGCAACCUGAGAUACCGGUGACCGCGUUCACUCAUCGGGAAAACUGGUGGCAGAGGCGCACCGAUAGGGAACAGAAGCUUAUAAUAGCCAUCAUUUUCCUGUCCGCCCUCUCAUUCGUCUUAUUCAUAACUGUUAUCAUUUUGGGGGCGAAACUACACAACAGUUAGGAUUUGAGUAUUAUGUGUUUCAAACAAAUUCAUUGUGGAUAUGAGAUACAGAAUCCAAGAAUUUAUUAACGUAUCAAUAAUGUCAUUGU
Oppiella nova is the source of this 464-nucleotide messenger RNA. The record is from the annotation of a GenBank genome assembly. NCBI's taxonomy places the organism in Eukaryota, Metazoa, Arthropoda, Arachnida, Sarcoptiformes, Oppiidae.